This is a messenger RNA of Cannabis sativa, 2555 nucleotides long. Its product is annotated as U-box domain-containing protein 38-like. The record is from RefSeq and is a predicted model, not a curated record. Bases 501 to 2165 code for a protein of 554 amino acids. Gene Ontology annotation, biological process: protein ubiquitination. Lineage: Eukaryota; Viridiplantae; Streptophyta; Magnoliopsida; Rosales; Cannabaceae. Gene Ontology annotation, cellular component: nucleus; cytoplasm. The transcript has a single exon. Gene Ontology annotation, molecular function: protein binding; ubiquitin-protein transferase activity.
AUUUCUAUGACAAAAAAAAACCAACCACGGUGUCGUUGCCAAACGAGUUGGUAAUCGGUGUGAAGAGUGGUCAAUCUUGUAUUUCCAGAAGGAAAAAAAAAAAUAGUCAAUUUUGACAAUUUUCCAAUUAAGAAAAAAAGAAAAUUUGGUAAAAACAAAAAAAUAUCAUAGAAAAGCUCAUAAUAAGGAAAAAACGAAAGAAAGAAAAAAAAAAACAUUGCUAGAACUUAGAAGAGACCCAAUAAUCUCGACUCUCCCUCCUUCUUCCCUUACCUCUGCUUACUCAAUUCUACUAACAUCUUCAUCUUCUCCGCCAUAGCUACAGGUCUACAAGACGUAUUCUUUUUAUAUUCUUUACCAUUUUUACUUGCUCAAUCUUAACUUUGGACCAAAACCCAUUUUAGCCAUUGACUAGCUCAACUUUGUUUAUUCACAGACAUAUGUUUAUUAUAAUACGGAUUUGAGAUUGAAAGAAUCUCUUUGAGCUUUACUUUUGGAUUAUGGGGGGUAAUGGUAAACACAGGUGGAAGAUCUCCUUCUAUCGUUCCUCUUCUUCUUCUUCGUCUCCCUCGACCUCAAAAAUGGAUAUCAAGCCACCCCCUAAGGAUUUCGUCUGCCCCGUUUAUGGUACUUUGAUGGCUGACCCAGUUAUCGUCUCCUCAGGUCAGACCUUUGAGAGGGCCACUGUACAAGUAUGUAGAGAUUUAGGGUUUUCUCCCAAGCUUGAAGACGGGUCCCGACCCGAUUUCUCAACCGUGAUUGCGAACAGAGCCAUCAAGUCCACGAUUGCUCAUUGGUGCGACGAUUCCGGUAUGGAGCACCCGCGUCUACCGGAGUACGAAUCUGUCGAGAAGGUCGUUCGAGCUUUAAUGGAGGCCGAGGAGGAGGAGGUUAACAGAGCGCGGAAACCGGACCUUAGGGUUUCGGAACGGGAGCUUCUCCGCGGUGUAGCUGAGAAUCCGCCUGUGAUAUUCUCCCACGCGGCGACUGAGUUGGGCCCCCGAGUGAACCAUUUCUACUCUAGCUCAUCGGAGGAAUCGGUUGUCAUUCCAGGCACGUCGAACCCGGGUACUCCUCUUCCCCUCGCGACUAGACCUCUAUGCUACUCUUCGUCGUCUUCCUCUGAAAUUGCGGAGCUCGAUGCCUUAACUGGAAUCCCCAAUUCCAACGGCACGGUGUCGGAAGAAGAAGAGAAUUUGUUGAAGAAGCUCAAGAAUCCUGAAGUAGUGGAGCAAGAAGAAGCCGUGAUUUUGCUCAGAAAGACGACCAGAACGAAAGAAGAGCUUAGGGUUUCGCUCUGUACUCCUCGCCUUCUCUUGGCUCUAAAACCUCUGAUCACUUCCAGAUACGCCGUUGUCCAGACAAACGCCAUAGCUUCGUUAGUGAACCUUUCGCUCGAAAAACCGAACAAGGUGAUGAUCGUGCGGUCAGGAUUCGUUCCAUUCUUGAUCGACGUCCUCAAAGGCGGCUCCAGCGAAUCUCAGGAGCACGCCGCCGGAGCUCUUUUCAGCUUGGCAUUAGAAGACGAGAACAAAAUGGCUAUAGGCGUACUCGGCGCUCUACCGCCGCUUAUGCACGCACUCGUCCGUUCCGAGAGCGAGCGGACUCGGCACGACUCAGCCCUGGCUUUGUACCACUUGACACUGGUUCAGAGCAACCGAGUCAAACUGGUGAAGCUCAACGCGGUCCCGACACUCUUGGCCUUAUCCCAAACGGGAUCUUCGGCAAGUCGGGUAUUGCUGAUUCUCUGCAACUUGGCGGUUUGUCCGGAGGGAAGGUCCUCCAUGCUCGAUGCCAACGCAGUGGAGUGCCUUGUGAGUAUGCUUAGGAGGAACGAGUUGGAAUCUGAGUCGACUCGGGAGAACUGUGUUGCAGCUCUGUUUGCACUCAGCCAUGGAAGCAUGAGAUUCAGAGGAUUGGCUAAGGAAGCCAGAGCCGUGGAGGUGUUAAGGGAGAUUGAGGAGAGAGGGAGUGAGAGGGCUAGAGAGAAAGCUAAGAGAAUGUUGCAGAUGAUGAGAGGGAGAGAUGAAGGGGAAGAUGAAGAAGGUGACUGGGAAGCUGCGCUUAACUCCGGCGGCAGCGGAUUCACAGGGUCAAGGUACCGAGUUGGUGGUGCCGGAAGGAAUAUGCAUAUGUUACACAGUGCAAAUUCAACAACUUUUUAAUUUUCAAUAUUAUUAUUUUUCUUUUUCAGUUUUUUUUUUUUUUUUUUGUUAUCUUUCUUUUAGGUUUAGUCUCUGUAAAUUUUCUAUUUUGGUGCAAAAUGGAAAGGAAAAAAAUGUUGUAAUUUUUAAUGUUGUUUUUGGAGGAAUGAGUUUGGGUUGACUCGGUACUGAGUUUAGUGUCGAGUUUGGCAAUUGGGUAAUUUUGGGUAGAUAUAAUAUGGGUGUAAUUAUUUGGUGGGUUAGGGCAUCUUGAUGGGUGUUUGUGUUUGAGUUAUUUUUUAACACAUAUUUUGAUUGUUUGUUGUCUUGACAAUGUAUGUUCAAAGUUUUCAUUAUGUAGAAUAACAUCUGUAAUUUAAUUUUGGUUUAAUUAAUGAUCUCAUUUCAUUC